Molecule: messenger RNA, 1501 nt
Organism: Betta splendens (Siamese fighting fish)
Lineage: Eukaryota; Metazoa; Chordata; Actinopteri; Anabantiformes; Osphronemidae
Gene: arpc2
Product: actin related protein 2/3 complex, subunit 2
Exons: 10
Coding region: 146-1045 (299 amino acids)
Biological process (GO): actin filament polymerization; Arp2/3 complex-mediated actin nucleation
Cellular component (GO): Arp2/3 protein complex; actin cytoskeleton
Molecular function (GO): structural constituent of cytoskeleton; actin filament binding
Source: RefSeq, a predicted model, not a curated record
GCGGAAGUGACAGGCGGAAGUAGCUUCGACGGAAGCGGUCUGGACUGUCAAGGGAGGAAAAAUUUGCAGAAUUUGACACAAAGAAGUUAAUUGCACCAAAUAGAACAUAUUACUCCCCCUUUCCUCGACACCAGCGUCCGUUGCGAUGAUCCUGUUAGAAAUUAAUAACCGCAUUAUAGAAGAGACGCUGGCGUUGAAGUUCGAUGGCGCAUCCAACGGAACCAAACCAGAGGCCGUCGAUGUGACAUUUGCUGAUUUCGAUGGUGUCUUGUACCACAUCUCCAACCCCAACGGGGACAAGACCAAAGUGAUGAUUAGCAUCUCCCUGAAGUUCUACAAAGAGCUGCAGGAACAUGGAGCUGACGAGCUGCUCAAGAGGGUCUAUGGGAAUUACCUGGCGUCACCAGAAGCUGGCUACAAUGUGUCCCUUCUCUACGAUCUGGAAGCACUGCCAACCAAUAAAGAAGAGGUGGUUCACCAGGCAGGAAUGCUCAAAAGGAACUGCUUCGCCUCAGUGUUCGAGAAGUAUUUCAAGUUCCAGGAAGAGGGAAAAGAGGGUGAAAAGAGGGCCGUAGUCCACUACAGAGACGAUGAGUCCAUGUAUGUGGAGGCCAAGAAAGACAGAGUAACAGUUGUGUUCAGCACAGUGUUCAAAGAUGACGACGACGUCAUCAUUGGCAAAGUCUUCAUGCAGGAGUUCAAAGAGGGUCGGCGAGCUAGCCACACAGCCCCUCAGGUGCUGUUCAGCCACAGGGAGCCACCUCUGGAGCUGAAGGACACAGACGCAGCCGUCGGGGACAACAUUGGAUACAUCACCUUUGUUCUGUUCCCGCGUCACACCAAUGCCAAUGCCAGAGACAACACCAUCAACCUCAUCCACACCUUCAGGGACUAUCUGCACUACCAUAUAAAGUGCUCCAAGGCCUACAUUCACACACGUAUGAGGGCCAAGACAUCAGACUUCCUCAAAGUGCUGAACCGUGCUCGGCCUGAUGCUGAGAAGAAGGAGAUGAAGACUAUCUCUGGAAAAACCUUCUCCCGCUGAGUCCGGCCUGCUUUAGAAGAAUCCAAACGCUCAUGGACACACCUAAACGCAACACACUGAGACUCAACGCCACAUCAGACCAGACUCCAGGACAGAAUGCCCCUGCCCAGCCCCAGAAAAUGUGUCUAGUAUAUGUUUUUUUUUUUUUUUUUAAUUAAUAAUAAUGUUGGCUAUACUUAGGGAAAGCCGAGGUUCAUAAAUGGGAAAAAAGGGCAUUCCUUGCUUUGCAUAGUUAAAGAGAAUUAUUAGUCCUAUAUAAAUAUAUAUAUAUAUGAAAAAAAAUAAAUUUUUGAUACGAUAUCUUUUACUCCAUUUGGUACUUUUGCUUGCCCGUCAACUCUCACACUGCAAUAUCUAUAUACCGGAUGAUCAAUUCCCCUUCAUUCCCUUUUUGUGCUUUCAUGUCGUCUGUACCAUUGUCAUUUGAAAAAAUUAAAAUAAUCACUCUUACAAAAA